GCGCGUUUUCUGACGUCGUCCCCGUGGGCCGAAGCGCGCGGCGCUAGGUUGUGAUUUUUUUUUCUUUUUUUACUCCUCGUGGAACGUCAGCUCGCGCCACCUCCGUUGCGUCCGUGCAGAAAAAACCCAAAACUCCCCCCCGUCUUCCUGGGGGGGGGCAUGUUACACUCCCUCGGCGUUUCGUUUUAAUGUAAACGGGAUUCGGAUGAAUCGAUUCGUGGAUCGAUAAUUCCUCGUCGUUAUCGACAGGAUUUCCUCGUGUGUGUGCGCGGGCUCGGAGUGACGUCAGCCGCUGCAGCCGUUCCCCUCUGACCCGCAGUCCGGCUCGGCUCUCGUCUGCACAGCGUAGCUAUAAUGCGUGUGCAGGUAACCUUGUCUGUGCGUGGUCACGUGUAAAGGCUUCAGUGUUUCAACUUUUUGUUGUUGUUGUUUUGUGUGUGUGUGUGUGUGUCUGCAGUCGUUUGUUAACUCAGCGGGAUGGAAUUUCUGAAGAUCGAGCAAGUCGUCGUUGGGGGUGAAAGGAUGGCGACCUCAAACGACAUCAAGUCCGAACCUUUGAGUCCCGCUCCUCUGCAGCCCUUUCAGCACGACAGUCUGCAGUGUUUCCAGUGCUUCAUCACCUUCUGCAACUCCAAGGCCAAGGAAAGGCAUGUGCGGAAAUGUCACAGGGAGGAAUACAAGCAGCAGCUGCAGCAGCAGAGUGAUACAGUGUUCACCUGCUAUGUGUGCGACCGGAGCUUCUUAUCCUCUGAGGAGCUGACCCAACACCAGGCCUCCCAUAGUACAGAGGACAAGCCCUUCCGAUGCGCCAACUGUCAGGGAAGCUUUCGCACCUUCUCUGAGCUGAUGACACAUCGGCGACAGGAGUGCACAGAGCGGCAGUAUGUCUGCAAAGACUGUGGCAUGGUGUUCCGCAGUCCGACCCGACUUCGCACUCACCGCAUCACCCUGCACCCCCAGCCGGUGGAAGAGGCCGACGACGACUCCAAGACUUACCGCUGCGGCAAGUGCAAUCUGGGUUUCCAGAUGGAAGCGGAGCUCUUGCAGCACCAGGAGCUCUUCGCUGACACCCAGAAUUGUGACAUUAGACCCCCUGCCAAAAAACGUGGCCGUCCACCGAAGAAGGUAGCUGAGAAAGAGACAACCAACGAUAAGAGGAGCAAGGAAGCUGAUGAGGGGGGAGCAAAGAUAGAGGAAGGAAACAAGGAAUCUCUGACAAAGGGGACCAAACAACGUGGGCAGCCUCCCAAGGAGCAGCAGCAGCAGCCACAAACAGAUCUCAAGAUCCCCUGCCCUGAAAAUGAUUGCGACCUAAUAUUUUCUUCUGUUACAGCCCUCCGGGCCCAUAAGAGAGAUAAACAUGGGCCUCCCCCACCUCCGCGCAAGGCUCAUCCAUGCACAGAGUGUGAGGAGAGCUAUGCCCGGCCUGAGCAGCUCAAGGCCCACAUGGCCCGGGCUCAUGGUUACAACAGGCACACCUGCCCCACCUGUGGGAAGAGCUUUGGCCGCGAGGGCAACCUGAAGGCUCACCAGAAGACCCAUGCCGAGGGAGAAGAGGCUACAGACAAGGAGAAAAGAUAAUAUGGAGAGAGAAGGACUGCAACUUGAUAAUGGACUAUCCGGUCAAAGUUGUACUGAUUACUGUAAAUUGCCCAUCUUGGGAGAGAGAUCCCUCCUCUGUUGCUCUCCCCGAGGCUUCUUCCUAUUUUUUCUCCCUUUUAAAGGUUUUUUUUUUAAAAAAAAUUUUUUUUCUUUUUCUUUUAGGGACUUGUUCCUUAUCCGAUGCGAGGGUCUAAGGACAGGAUGUCGUGUUGCUGUAAAGCCCCUUGAGGCAAAUUUGUAAUUUGUGAUAUUGGGCUAUACAAGUAAAAUUGACUUGACUUGACUUACUGUAUUGUACUCAACAUUCUGGGGAUUUUUUUUUUUUUAUGCGGAUAAUUGGGCUUGAGUUUUCAAAUAUGCAACGUGCCCGACUGAAUAUUGAGUUUGAUCCUUGGAAGUUUUUUUUUAAUUGCCUUUAGAAAGGUAACAUACACUUGAAAGUAAACAUCUGUACUCAUGUAUGUAUACAAUUAUAAGUUCAAUUAAGAGCUUAUUUUCAUGGGGUCCUAUUUCUUUUCUAUAUUAUCUAUCAUAUGCUUUCAACAAAUGUGUUUUUAUAUUCAAAGUAGAAGGAAAAAUGAGCUUAUUUUCCCUCGAGUGUUGGGACGUUUUUUAUUUAACUGUGCUAUUAUCACAAGCUUGGAACACUGUGGAUGAAAUUAGAAAUAUUUCCAUUAUGAUUUAGGUCUUUAGCAUCCAUCAUGUGUGAUCCAAAACAGGGCCAGAUUGGAUAUGAUUGUGUGCUGUAUGACUUCAUUGACAUAAUAUCGGGAUCUCUUUCUUUCUCCAAAAGAAAGCAAAAAAUUAAUUAAAGUAAACUUGUCAUCAUUUGAGUGUAAUUUUGGAGUUAAUUCGUGAAGAUUCGUGCCUGACUUUGAACAGUAAAUCUGAAGACACUGCAACACAGAAGUAUAGGCUUUAAAAGCCUACUUAUAAAAUCAUGGGCAGCAGCAUAUGAAAAUAAAGGUGGGAUUAC
This is a messenger RNA of Lampris incognitus (smalleye Pacific opah), 2578 nucleotides long. Its product is annotated as zinc finger protein 345-like. Lineage: Eukaryota; Metazoa; Chordata; Actinopteri; Lampriformes; Lampridae. Gene Ontology annotation, biological process: regulation of DNA-templated transcription. The coding region runs from base 478 to 1581 and encodes 367 amino acids. The transcript has 4 exons. Gene Ontology annotation, molecular function: DNA-binding transcription factor activity, RNA polymerase II-specific; RNA polymerase II cis-regulatory region sequence-specific DNA binding. The record is from RefSeq and is a predicted model, not a curated record.